AUGGAGUGGGACAGCGAUUCUGACGGCGGCGGCGGAGAUGACGAGGAGGAGGAAGAAGAGGUCCGCCCCGGGGGCGGGGGCGGGGACGCGGGCCCGGGCUUCUCGCUGGCCAUCGAGGGCGUGCUGGGCGCGUGCGGCAUGGUGGUCUCCGACGCGCUCGAGCCCGACUUCCCCAUCAUCUACGUCAACCGCGGGUUCGAGGAGGCUACCGGAUACCGCGCUGAGGAGGUGCUCGGGAGGAACUGCCGGUUUCUACAAUGCAGAGGACCAUUUGCUCAGAGGAGACAUCCCCUUGUUGAUGCAGCAGUUGUUACUGGGAUUCGGAGAUGUUUAGAGGAAGGGACUGAGUUUCAGGGUGAUCUGUUGAAUUUUAGAAAAGAUGGUUCUCCAUACAUGGCAAGGCUGCAAUUAACACCCAUAUACGGAGAUGAUGAAAUGAUAACACACUAUAUGGGCAUCCAGUUUUUCAAUGAUUAUAAUGUUGACUUGGGUCCGUCGCCUGGCUCUGUAACAAAGGAACUUGCGAGAUCCACAUGGAUUGCACCUGGCAACACUGACUCACCAACUUCAGUAGGCAAGGGUAAUUUGUGGGAACAUUCUAGUCUCUUUCUGCUGAGUGAUGAGGUAAUUUGCCAGAAGAUCUUGUCUAAAUUGUCACCCAGGGAUAUAGCAUCGGUAAACUCUGUUUGCAAGCGACUUUAUCACAUGACAAGGAAUGAAGACCUUUGGAGGAUGGUUUGUCAGAAUGCAUGGGGCACUGAAGCUACUCGGGCCCUUGAGACCGUGGCAGGAUCAAGAAGUUUGGCAUGGGGCCGGCUAGCACGAGAGUUGACCACCCUUGAAGCUGUUGCCUGGAGGAAAUUGACAGUCAGUGGUGCAGUGGAGCCAUCUCGCUGCAACUUCAGUGCCUGUGCUGUAGGGAAUCGUGUUGUCCUAUUUGGUGGAGAGGGUGUUAAUAUGCAGCCAAUGAAUGAUACAUUUGUGCUGGACUUGAGUGCCAACAAGCCAGAAUGGAGGCACAUCAAUGUGAGCUCAGCUCCUCCUGGUCGCUGGGGGCAUACCCUAUCAUGCCUGAAUGGAUCGCGGCUGAUUCUGUUUGGUGGCUGUGGGGGGCAGGGGCUGCUUAAUGAUGUCUUCAUUUUGGAUCUUGAUGCACAGCAUCCAACUUGGCGUGAGAUUCCUGGUCUUGCACCCCCUGUACCACGGUCAUGGCAUAGCUCUUGCACUGUGGAUGGAACCAAGCUGGUGGUUUCUGGUGGAUGUGCUGACUCUGGUGUUCUUCUCAGUGAUACCUACCUCCUAGAUGUGACGAUGGAAAAACCUGUUUGGAGGGAGAUACCUGCAUCUUGGUCUCCACCUUGCAGGCUGGGGCACUCACUAUCUGUCUACGAUGGCAGGAAAAUCCUGAUGUUUGGUGGUCUUGCUAAAAGUGGUCCUCUAAGACUUAGAUCUAGUGAUGUGUUCACUCUAGAUUUGAGUGACGACAAGCCUUGCUGGCGGUGCAUUACUGGCAGCAGGAUGCCAGGAGCUGGUAAUCCUGCUGGAGUCGGCCCACCACCUCGCCUUGAUCAUGUUGCAGUGAGCCUUCCUGGUGGGAGAGUUUUAAUAUUUGGUGGGUCUGUGGCGGGUCUUCAUUCUGCUUCAAAACUUUACCUCCUGGAUCCAACUGAAGAGAAGCCAACCUGGAGGCUUCUGAAUGUUCCAGGGCAUCCUCCACGGUUCGCCUGGGGCCACAGUACUUGUGUUGUUGGAGGGACAAAGGCAAUAGUUCUUGGAGGACAAACUGGAGAAGAGUGGACGCUAACUGAAAUAUAUGAGCUUUCUCUAGCAAGCUCAUUAGUCUGA
Miscanthus lutarioriparius is the source of this 1845-nucleotide messenger RNA. Lineage: Eukaryota; Viridiplantae; Streptophyta; Magnoliopsida; Poales; Poaceae. The record is from the annotation of a GenBank genome assembly.